This is a messenger RNA of Pogona vitticeps (central bearded dragon), 2906 nucleotides long. The record is from RefSeq and is a predicted model, not a curated record. NCBI's taxonomy places the organism in Eukaryota, Metazoa, Chordata, Lepidosauria, Squamata, Agamidae.
UUUUUGUGUGUUGUUUUGUUUCUUUGGAUUUUGUCUGAUACAGAACCUUCGGGUAAUUAAAGACAUCCCUUCCGGGGUAUUUCCGAUGGUUAAGAAUUUGAAAGGUAGAUACAGGAGAAAGCGGGGAAAUUUGUGGCGUCGGAGGACAGUUUUACGUUUCUGCCAUGGGACGGCCAGGAAGACAAAUAAGUGUGUGUGUUUUUUCCAGAGCAAAUCAAGCCUGAACUCAACCCGGGACUGAAGCGACCAAAUUAAAGCUGUUGUGCUUUAGUUGUAUCACGAGAAGGCAAAACUCACUUGAGAAAGACAGGAAUGCUAGGAAAAGUGGACAGCAGUAGGAAACGAGGAAGACGUGACACGGGAUGGAUGGAUUUGUGCCAUGGCGGAGGCAAAAGGGCCCACUCAUCUUCUCGAUGUCUGUCAUCAGAAAUUAUCAGAAUUCCUGUUCAAUGCAGAACAUAAAUGCCUGGUAUGGCUGCGAGAAAUUGAGGAGGAAGCUCUGAAGAUGUUUGACAGCAACUUCAGCACUGAACCCGAGUUGAUGCCCAAAACACCAUCUCAGAGAAAGCAUCGAAAGAAGAAACGAUCUUCAUUUUUUAAGGAUGAAAAUAAGGAGCUAACUAGAAAACGAUUGUCUAAAAGAAGAAGUGGUGUAAAGACAACAUCCUUCCAGAGAUUUUCCCCAAAUAAAGAGGAACAGGAGAAUCUCAGUGUUCGGCCAGGAGAAUCCAUGUGUCAUUUCAUGACAAGCACCGCUAAAGAAAUUUCAGAAGCACAGUGUGGCAAGACAGCUAUGGAUCAAGGAGAAGUGAAUACUGCCUGUGAGCAAAAUAAUAAAUGGAAGGAAGAGAGGGGUGAGGAGGAAAUGAAAGGCUUCUCAGAACUUUUCACAGGCCAUUUGAUUAAUGGGGCUGAGAUGACUAAGACUACAGGUACAGCAGGCAGCUCUGUGCUGCCACUGUCUGACCCUACUGAUCCAGCAAAGACUGAAGAAGAUGCAGAUACCCACAGACUGAGGAGUACAUCCACUCCCAAAACAUUGUUGGUUGAGAAGCCCAGGUGUGGAGAGGAUGAGAUGCUAGCCCAAAAGUUAGUUAACAGUUUGGUUACAGAGGGAGACAUCUCCCAGGACUUAAUGGACAGAAGUGGAACUCCUGUGGGUGCCCCGUCAGGGCGUCACCCUCCAAAAAGAUCACACAAGACUGGGAGGAUCUCCCUGGCUGACAAAUACUCACUGUGUAACAAAAGGAAAAGCACAGUUCGGAAAUCCGUCAGCAGAGCAAUUGCCAAGAAGAAAGCCGCUCAGGACUCUUCAUCUACCUGUAGUCGAGUGAGCUCCCGUAGUUCCAUUGAAGUAUUUAUGGAGGAUGACACCAUCAACCAUGGGCUUUUGUUGAAUGCUGAGUCUGGUGAGAUUUCGAACACUCCACAAAAAGUGCCUUCUGGUCUAGAUUCACCUAGUCUGAUUAUUAGUCCACCUCAAGAUGAAAUACAGCAAGAGGGAAAGUGCAGUAAAGAGGAACCUAAAACUCAGAAUACUGAUGUUGGAUCUGAAGAUUCAGCCCAGAACAUCGGUACCCAUGAUCUGCAGAAUAGCUGGAGACGGAGUUGUAAACAAAACUACGGACAAGCAUUGAAUGAGCUGCCUACUGUCCAGCAGGUGCAAGAUGAAAAAUCAUCUCAUUCUAGUCACAAAGCCACAUCCUCUCCUGCAAGUAAGAUCAUGCGUCCUUUCAAAAACUUCUUCCAGUCCAUGCAGAAGAAUCAGCUACUCAAGCCCUCAGGGUCACCAGCAUGUAACAGUGUCAAACGUGGCACUCCUAGUAGACCUGCCACCAAGGGAGAUUUCGUUGAAAAAGAGCGGCAGCGUCUAGAGAGUCUGAGGAAAAAACAGGAAGCAGAGCAGCAGAGAAAAGAGAAAGUAGAGGAAGAAAAGAGACGGCGAUUGGAAGAAAUAAAAAUAAAGCGUGAAGAGCGCCUAAGAAAGGCAGUGCAAGCUCGAGAGCGGGUGGAGCAAAUGGAGGAAGAAAAGAAGAAGAGAAUGGAAAAGAGUGAGAAGUUAAGAGAGGAGAAAAUGACAGAAGAGAAAAUAAAAAAGAAAAAGUCUCUUAAGAAAAUGGGAGAAGUAGAAGCCCGAAAGCAGAAGCUGCUCCAGGUGGAAGGAGAGCGAAAGCCUCAUGAGCAGCUGGAGAAAUGGAGGACAGUUGGAGAAAUUAGGAAGAUGCUGGAGCACAACAGUGGGAAGCAGGAAAAACGGCACCAUGGACAACAGGAGAAAGAGAGACUGGUGAGACCUCUGGAACUGGCAGUGGUUACUGAAGAGGAGGAAAAUUUUAAGGAAGAACAGAAUCCUGUCCGCAUGGAACUACAAAAAGAGGAAGCCACAAGUAUGCAAACAGCUUCUGCUGUCAGUAAAUGGCUGAAUAUAACUGCUCAAGUAAGUUGUAGGCAUUCUCCAUUUUCCCUGAAAUCUCCUGUUGGCAGCUCCGGUCAAGCAAAUCCUGAAGAAAUGAAAGAUAUGUCGUCCCCCAAAGUAAAUGUCAAUGAUUAUGGCAUGGAUCUGAACAGCGAUGACUCUACUGAUGAUGAAAGCCAGCCACGCAAACCCAUCCCUUCAUGGGCCAAUGGUCUUCAGCUUAAUGAAGCUGUCACAUACCAAUAUUACAACCCUCCAGAUGUCAAUAGGUUAUUUGGACUAAUUCCGAGCCCUAAGCUAGAGGAUAUCUUCUACAAAAACAAGCCAAGGUAUUUCAAACGCACGAGUUCAGCUGUCUGGCAGUCCCCACCUCUUCCUGGGUCCAAAACAGCAUUGCGUGCAUCUAACAGCAUGAAAAAAUAUUGAGGAGCUUUAAGAUUGCUUAUCAACUCAUAAGCAUAUGUCCUAUAUAUAUAUAUACAGUACCUCU